Pseudonaja textilis is the source of this 1269-nucleotide messenger RNA. RefSeq names its product SH3 domain binding glutamate rich protein like 3 (gene SH3BGRL3). NCBI's taxonomy places the organism in Eukaryota, Metazoa, Chordata, Lepidosauria, Squamata, Elapidae. Gene Ontology annotation, cellular component: cytoplasm. The record is from RefSeq and is a predicted model, not a curated record.
GCAACGGAGCCCUGCCCACCUUUUCGCUUCCUUCCCCAUCCAUCCACCCACCCAGCCAGCCAGCGGGCAGCCCAACGAGAGGGAGCGGAGCAGCCAUGGCCUGCCUCACCAUCUACAGCACUUCGGUGACCGGUUCUCGGGAGAUCAAAUCCCAGCAGAGCGAAGUGACCAGGAUCUUGGAUGGAAAGAACAUCAAGUACAACAUGGUGGAUAUCUCCCAAGACAAUGCCCUUCGGGAAGAAAUGAGGACCAAAUCAGGCAACCCCAAAGCCAUUCCUCCCCAGAUUUUCAACGGGGACCACUAUUGCGGGGACUACGAACUGUUUGUGGAAGCAGUGGAACAGAACACCCUGCAGCAGUUCCUGAAGUUAGCCUGAGCCCGCUUCUUCCCUGCCCCACAUGAAAACCUUCCUCCCCACAUGAAAACCAUCCGGGACUUGGAAAUUCUGCAUUCCAGAUGGAUCACCUCCCAAGUGAUUGUCAGCUCUGCGUGACCAACCUCUUCUCCAACUGCCUCUGAAUUGCAUUCCCUCUUCCACUGUGGUCUCCAAAGACCGGUGGUGCAUUCCCCUCGAAUGCAGCUGGGCCCCUCUCCUCGUGCCUAUGGGGUUAGACUGAUGCUAAUCUUCUAAUUAAGGACCUUGGAAAGCGGAGCUUUCCCCUCCCCCCCACUUUUCUUUUCCAAGCUCAGGCUGCCCUUAGUAUUGAAAGGGAAGAGCUGGUUGCUUCUUCCCUUCUUAUCAUCAUACGUCCUUCAACGUGCAAAUGUCAGUUCCUGUAGUUCCUUGUUCAUUUUAACCCAGGAAAGAGAGCAGCAGACCUCUGCUCUUACCGGGAUUUUUCUUGUCUAGCAAUGCAAAAAGUGCUGCACGGGGGUUUUGUGCUCCCGUUGCCUUCUCCGCCAGCGGUUAAUGGGGAGAGUGUGUGUGUGUAUGUGUCUGUCUUACAGCAUGGUGGUGUAGCUCAGCCUUUCUUAAAGUGGUUCUCCAGGGGGAGGCAAGAGCAUUUCUCCUAGUCCAUUAGUGCUUUUUUUCCUGGUGCCCCCAUCUGGCAAUGGAAAAAAAAAAACCGUCCCUGCUCCCCAAGAGGGGGAGGCAAUUUCCACUCUAUUUUAGCCUCAGCUGUUUCCUGCUUCCUCUUUUUUUUGGAACUGGCUUUUUGCAAACUUGGACCAAGUGCAUUUUUUUUCCUUUUUUUAUUUCUGAAAGUAAAAGUUACAAACAGCCAUGUUUUUGUUAAGAUGCCAUUAAAUAUUGCUAAAAACCUCCA